This is a messenger RNA of Fragaria vesca subsp. vesca, 1287 nucleotides long. RefSeq names its product probable F-box protein At4g22030-like. The transcript has a single exon. The record is from RefSeq and is a predicted model, not a curated record. The coding region runs from base 1 to 1287 and encodes 428 amino acids. Lineage: Eukaryota; Viridiplantae; Streptophyta; Magnoliopsida; Rosales; Rosaceae.
AUGGCCACUAUUCAAGCUUCUUUUUGUUCUGCUUCAUUUUCUUCAGCUUCCUCUAGAAAAACCAAAGCUACUCUUUAUUCCCAAAACUUUGAAUCAUCCCAUCUUUCAGUUCCCAGGCUCCUGGUUAAUGAACUGAAUCAAAGAAAUGGGUUACUCAACCUAACAGCCACUUCAUCUGAUUUAGACUUGAACCCAAAAUCUGAUAACAGAAAAGGAUCAAAUCUUGGUGACUCUAUUUCAGAUUCAAACUUAGUCCAAGAGCUCUAUGCAAUAAUGGAAAUAGUGGUUGAUAGAAUAGAAAUGCACAACAACAUUAAGGCUCAGAGGGACAACUGGAAUGGUCUGCUUCUCAACUCUGUGAAUGGGAUGACAGCCACAGCUGCAAUCAUGGCUGGACUAGCAUGUGUCUCUGGAUCUGGACCCUCCAUUUUGUCUCUCAAGAUCUCAUCAAGUCUCCUAUACAUGGCUGUGACUGGGAUUGUCCUAGUGAUGAACAAGAUCCAACCUUCACAGCUGGCAGAGGAACAGAGAAAUGCUUCAAGGCUGUUCAAAAAGCUUCAUGAAGAAAUCAAAACCACUUUGGCUAUCAAAAACCCAGUCACUUCUUUUGAUGUGAAAGUUGCAAUGGAAAAGGUUUUGGCUUUGGAUAAAGCAUUCCCACUUCCUUUACUGGGAACCAUGAUUGAGAAGUUUCCUCAAGUAGUGGAGCCAGCAGUGUGGUGGCCUGAGGAAGAACCCAAGUGCCAUGAUCAAAACAUGAGUGACAUGUUUGAGAGGAAUGGGUGGAAUGAGAAUCUUGAAGAGGAAAUGAAGGAGGUUUUGGGUGUGAUGAAGGGAAGAGACUCUGCAGAAUAUGCAAGGCUAAGCAAUAUGGUGUUGAAGGUCAACAAGUUCUUGGCUUUCUGUGGUCCUUUGCUAACUGGGUCUGCUGCAAUUGGGUCAUGUCUAAUUGGGUUGCCUGGUUUUGGGUCAUGGGGUGCUGCUUUUGGUGUGGUUUUGGGGGCUUUGGGCACUGUGGUUAACAGCCUGGAGCAUGGGGGUCAAGUUGGGAUGGUGUUUGAGAUGUAUAGAAGCUCUGCUGGGUUCUUCAAGCUCAUGGAGGAGACCAUCGAGUCAAAUUUGAAGGAAAGAGAGGUUGGGGAUAGAGAAAAUGGGGAGCUGUUUGAAGUGAAAGUGGCUCUUCAGCUUGGGAGGAGUUUGUCUGAGCUCAGAGACCUUGCAAGAGCUUCAUCUUUGUCUUCAAAAUUUCAACAGGCCAAAGAAGAAUGUGCAAGCAAGCUGUUUUGA